ACUGCAGCUACAGACGACAGUCACACAAUAUCCAUCUCGAGUCUGGCCGUGCAGACUGCCUCAARGAGAGAGAACGGUGUUCUUAGGAACGAAUGCGUGGGAGUUGCUCACUUCACUCGCCUCCUUUUCCUAGUGGACGAUAGAAGGCGCAUUGGGAGCCCCUUUCCGACCGAGGGAUAGCGAGCUGGCGGAGAGGAACCAGUGCGUCGUCAGUAGACAGAAGAACAGGGCAGUUCCUCCGGACUAUCCAUUUCUAUUAAGUCACAGGCGGUAUCGGAAUCUGGGGGAACCGUGUUUUUUUUUAAAAAUAGUGUCUUUCAAAGCAAUGGACUCGAGAUAGUGGGUCUCAAUUUGCCUCUUUCUUGACAGGGAGUUGCCGUUGGGAGAUAUGCGUAAGGAUGUUUGGAAACAGCAGUAGUAGGUAACCGAUAGGAUGGGGGCCAGGGAAGCGAGUGGGCACAGCUACCUGGUGGCUUGCUGGCAGCCCAUUCUGAUUCUGAUGCUGGGCACCGUACUGUCCGGUUCCACCACAGGCUGCCCGUCCCGCUGCGAGUGCAAUGCCCAGGAGCGCUCGGUCAUAUGCCACCGCAAGAAGCUUAUGUCCGUCCCUGAGGGCAUCCCCACAGAAACGCGGCUGCUGGACCUCAGCAAGAACCGCAUCAAGACCAUCAACAUGGACGAGUUCGCAGCCUACCCCAACCUGGAGGAGCUGGAGCUCAACGAAAACACCAUCUCGGCCAUCGAGCCCGGCGCCUUCAACAACCUGUACGGCCUCCGGACAUUGGGGCUGCGCAGCAACAAGCUCAAACUCAUCCAGCUGGGUGUGUUCACGGGCCUCAGCAACCUCACCCAGUUGGACAUCAGUGAGAACAAGAUAGUCAUCCUGCUGGACUAUAUGUUCCAAGACCUGUACAACCUGCGCUCCAUGGAGGUGGGCGACAAUGACUUGGUGUUUAUCUCCCACCGGGCCUUCCAUGGUCUCAGCAGCCUGGAGCAGCUGACUUUGGAGAAGUGCAACCUGACCUCGGUGCCCACCGAGGCCUUCACCCACCUCCACAGUUUGAUCUUUCUCAGGCUGCGCCACCUCAACAUCUACGUUAUUAAGGAUUACUCCUUCAAAAGACUGUACCGGCUGAAAGUGCUGGAGAUCGCCAACUGGCCCUACCUGGACACCAUGACCUCCAAUUGCCUCUAUGGACUGAACCUCACCUCGCUGACCAUCACCAAUGGCAACCUGACCUCCAUCCCAUACGUGGCUCUCCGGCACUUGGUCUACCUACGGUUUCUGAAUCUGUCCUAUAACCCCAUCCACACCAUUGAGGGGAAUAAGCUCCAUGACCUUCUGAGGCUCCAGGAGUUUCACCUGGUUGGGGGCAGGCUGGCUAUGAUCGAGCCCUACUCGUUCCGAGGCCUAAACUAUCUGAAGAUCUUCAAUGUGUCUGGCAAUGCCUUGAGCACCUUGGAGGAGUCUGCGUUCCACUCGGUAGGCAACCUGGAGACUCUGGCGCUUUACGAUAACCCCUUGGCAUGUGACUGCCGGCUGCUGUGGGUGUUCCGGAGACGCUGGAGGCUCAACUUCAACCGGCAGCAACCCACCUGCGCUUCACCUGAGUUCGUACAGGGAAAAGAGUUUAAAGAUUUCCCGGACGUCCUGCAGCCCAACUACUUCACGUGUCGCAAGUCCAGGAUCCGGGACCGCAAGGCGCAGCAGAAAUUUGUGGACGAGGGAACUACUGUUCAUUUUGUAUGCCAGGCGGACGGUGAUCCCGCCCCAGUCAUCAUGUGGCUCUCACCCCAGAAGCAGUUCAUCACGACCAAAACCAUCGGGCGGCUCACAGUAUUCCCCGAUGGCACCCUUGAGGUGCGCUACGCUCAGAUUCAGGAUAAUGGCACGUAUGUGUGUAUAGCCAGCAAUGCCGGUGGCAACGACACAUCUCUUGCCCACCUGCAUGUCCAUAGCUACUCUCCAGACUGGCCUCACCAACCCAACAAGACCUUUGCAUUCAUCUCCAACCAGCCCAAUGAGAAUGGUGCCAAUGGGACCCGAACCAACGUCCCUUUCCCCUUCGACAUAAAGACCUUAAUCAUCGCCACCACCAUGGGAUUUAUAUCGUUCCUCGGCGUCGUCCUCUUCUGUCUCGUCAUCCUCUUCCUCUGGAGCAGAGGAAAAGGCAACGUCAAGCCAAACAUAGAGAUUGAGUAUGUGCCACGCAAGUCAGACGCUGGGAUGAGCAGCAACAACGCAGACGCCCCUCGCAAGUUUAACAUGAAAAUGAUUUAACGGGACCAAGAGAGCAAACAGACUCUUAACUUGAAAUUGUAAAAAAAAAAAAAAGAAACG
This is a messenger RNA of Salvelinus sp. IW2-2015, 2341 nucleotides long. RefSeq names its product leucine rich repeat and Ig domain containing 1a (gene lingo1a). Gene Ontology annotation, molecular function: epidermal growth factor receptor binding. The record is from RefSeq and is a predicted model, not a curated record. NCBI's taxonomy places the organism in Eukaryota, Metazoa, Chordata, Actinopteri, Salmoniformes, Salmonidae. Gene Ontology annotation, cellular component: extracellular matrix.